UUCCCUCCAGGCUACAAAUUCACCGGCUUCCUGAACAUUUCCACUUGGAUAAUCCACAGGCCCUUCCAACUCAACAUGUCCAACACUGAACUCAUGAGCCCCUGCCUUUCCUCCCAGGAGCCGGGAUGUACCCCUCCCCCAGAUCACCCCGCCAAAGGCACACUUUUGCAGCGUCUACCUACCUCCUCACCCUAUCCAGUCAGGCACCAAUGAAUUUUCAAAAUUGCAUGUUCCAGAUUGGGGCCUGGCAGCCCCACGCUCCCCUCACGCCCUGCAUCAGACCUCAUCCUCUUUCCACAGCAGCCUCCACCUUUCUCUCCAACCCCAUCCUCUUUACUACAGCCAGAGUCAUCCACAAAAAAUGCCUGUCUGAUCACACCAUUCCGCUCAAAACCCUCCCAUGGUCCCCAGUGUUAGGAUCUUUCCAUCCAUGUUACUCACCCGGCCCUCAACCCACCUGCCAAAUUGCCAUAAUUAGGCAUCUGAAAUGCUGCCCUCCAGCUACCUACUUCAAGCCUCAGCUCAGAUGUUCCUCCUCUGUGACCCCUGCCUUCAGCCCUCAGUACCCACUUCUGCCAACACUGCCCCUGCUGUGCCCCAGUGACCCCCGUGUUUGCAAGUGUGUCCGUACUCCAAGCCCUACGCAGCACAGGAGGUGAGCUGUGGGGAGACUAGAGCAGAGUCAGACCCUGAAAGCUGCGCAGAGGCUAAGCAACCCAACAAGGCAGGUGAACUGGCCGCUGAGAGAAGAAUCGGGUGGAGCAGAGAGCAGCUGCUGCAGGGCAGACAGCCAGGACCCCCAAAUCUGCACGUACCAGCAGUCAGCCGCCCCACGCAGGGACCGGCUUACCCCUCGCUCCCCGCCCUCACUCACUUUCUCCCGCCCUCGGCCCGGCCUCCCAGCUCUCUACUUCGCGUGUCUACAAACUCAACUCCCAGUUUCCGUGCCUCUCCACCGCUCGAGUUCUCUACUCUCCAUAUCCGAGGGGCCCCUCCCAGCAUCUACCCCCCUCCCAACCUCGGGGGACCUAGCCAAGCUAGGGGGGACUGGAUCCGACGGGUGGAGCAGCCAGGUGAGCCCCGAAAGGUGGGGCGGGGCAGGGGCGCUCCCAGCCCCACCCCGGGAUCUGGUGACGCUGGGGCUGGAAUUUGACACCGGACGGCUGCGGCGGCGGGCAGGAGGCUGCUGAGGGAUGGAGUUGGGCCCGGCCCCCAGACAAGGCCCGGGGGCUCCGCCAGCAGCAGGUCCCUCGGGCCCCAGCCCUCGCUGCCACCCGGGCCUGGAGCCCCACACCCGAGGGUGCAGACUGGCUGCCAAGGCCACACUUUUGGCUAAAAGAGGCACUGCCAGGUGUACAGUCCUGGGCAUGCGCCGUUUGAGCUUCGGGGGAAAGCCCAGCACUGGUCCCCGGAAAGGUGCCUAGAAGAACACGGUGCAGGACCCCGUGGUGAGUAGCGGGCUGGUGGAUGGGGAGGCAAGGGCUAGAGAACCAAACGGCCCUAGACCACAAGGAGGUAGGAGGCAGGGCCUGAGCUGCCCUCAAGAGACCUGCUCCCGGGCUCCCCCUAGCGCAGAGGGCUCCUAAGGCUGCCCUGCCUGCCUUUCCCUCCAUCACGGAGAACAGUCACUGGCCUGGCUCGGAGGCCCUGAUUCCGCUUAGCCAAGAGGCGCACUCCAGGACCUGGAGGACAACCCCGGGAAGGCCUGGGUCUGUUCCACAGGUGUGCAGGCAUUCUGUGUGCUAAAGGAUGGGGAUGAGGGUGGCAGCUGGGACCCAAGAGGAGGCUGGCUAAUGAGGACUUACGAAGGCUCUGGGGCCCCAAAAGGGUGUUUGGGAGUGCUAGCAGUGGGAGCUCAGGAAGGCUGGCUGGGAUCAGGAACGAUGGCUCAAGGGGGAAACUUCUAGGAGCAUGACUAGGCUGCCAGAUCCAUAGGAGGCUGGGAGGGGUACAGACCUAGACCAGCUCCCAGGGUGGCUCAGCUCUCAGAGACCAGGCUGGUAUGGAAGCCUAGCUGGCCCUCCUGGGAGUGGCUCCGGCCUGAGUGUAGCUGAGGGGAUGGAAAAGCCCACCCUGCUUGGAAUCUGCAGGCUUGGCAGACUCUGCCCCCUUGUGGCCACAGGAAGCCAUGGCCCAGGCCCCAUGUUUUCAGAGGGCCCAUUAGCGCCCACCAUCCCCCGACUCUGUGGUCAUCGAGGGACACCUAUGGUCAGAGGAGAGAACUCAGGUGGCUCUGGGUCCAGAACACAGUUCACAGAGGGGCGAGGUGAAGCAGCUCUGGGUGGGCAGCACAGGCUGAGGCUUGGGGCUCACUAUCAUUAGAUAACUCUUAGAGUGACCAGCUAGCACCCUAAUUCUUCUCCAGCCCUCGGCUUCCUCUCCGGCAGCCUGGGGUGAAGGCCUCUGAAGGACCAAGUGUGUCCAGCUAUAACUCCUUCCAGCCACUUCUGGCAUCUCCAGACCUACAGCACAGAGCAGGAAGGUUCUGGGAAAAGAGGACUCCUCUCUCCCCUCCAGCUGUGUGACCUUGUAACCUUAGACAACCUCUGAACUUCUCUGAGCCUUGUUUGCUCAUCUGGAAAAAGGGGAUUAAACCAUUUACUUCAUGGAGUUGUGAAAGAAUAGCUGCAAAGCACCUAACACAUAGUAAGGUUCCCAGGGCAGCUACUUCUGCUGGGUUGAGUCUAGCUGUGUAGGCCCCUUGUUCCUCACCUGGAGAAACUGGGGUGGCAGGACGGCCCCCCCCAAAAGAUAACUCAUCUCUUAAUUUGCAAGCUGCCUCAACAGGAGGGUGGGGGAACAGCUCAACAAUGGCUGAUGGGCGCUCCUGGUGUUGAUAGAGAUGGAACUUGGACUUGGAGGCCUCUCCACGCUGUCCCACUGCCCCUGGCCUAGGCGGCAGGUGAGUGGUUCUCCCAGUGACUCCUACCUGGUACUGAGGAAAGGCGGCUUGACUGGCGAGAGAGAGCAGGGCUUGGCUUGGGCAGCGGUUAGGUGUGGGAGGGAAAAUGGUCAGGGAGGGACCAGGUGAAUGGGAGGAGGAGCGGGACUUCUCUGAAUGGUCGGUGCACUCAGGUGAUUCCUCCCCUGGGCUCCCAGAGGCAGCAAACCCAUUAUCCUGGAACCUAGGCCCUUCCUGAGUUUCCCCUCCACACAGCUAGGAGCCCAUGCCCGGCCUGAUCUCAGCCCGAGGACAGCCCCUCCUUGAGGUCCUUCCUCCCCCAGCCCACCUGGGCGCCCUCUUUCUCCCUGAGGCUCCACUUGGUCUCUCCGCGCAGCCUGCCCUGUGGCCCACCCUGGCCGCUCUGGCUCUGCUGAGCAGCGUCGCAGAGGCCUCCCUGGGCUCCGCGCCCCGCAGCCCUGCCCCCCGCGAAGGCCCCGCGCCUGUCCUGGCGUCCCCCGCCGGCCACCUGCCGGGGGGACGCACGGCCCGCUGGUGCAGUGGAAGAGCCCGGCGGCCGCCGCCGCAGCCUUCUCGGCCCGCGCCCCCGCCGCCUGCACCCCCAUCUGCUCUUCCCCGCGGGGGCCGCGCGGCGCGGGCUGGGGGCCCGGGCAGCCGCGCUCGGGCAGCGGGGGCGCGGGGCUGCCGCCUGCGCUCGCAGCUGGUGCCGGUGCGCGCGCUCGGCCUGGGCCACCGCUCCGACGAGCUGGUGCGUUUCCGCUUCUGCAGCGGCUCCUGCCGCCGCGCGCGCUCUCCACACGACCUCAGCCUGGCCAGCCUACUGGGCGCCGGGGCCCUGCGACCGCCCCCGGGCUCCCGGCCCGUCAGCCAGCCCUGCUGCCGACCCACGCGCUACGAAGCGGUCUCCUUCAUGGACGUCAACAGCACCUGGAGAACCGUGGACCGCCUCUCGGCCACCGCCUGCGGCUGCCUGGGCUGAGGGCUCGCUCCAGGGCUUUGCAGACUGGACCCUUACCGGUGGCUCUUCCUGCCUGAGACCCUCCCGCAGAGUCCCACUAGCCAGCGGCCUCAGCCAGGGACGAAGGCCUUAAAGCUGAGAGGCCCCUGCCGGUGGGUGAUGGACAUCAUCCCCGAACAGGUGAAGGGACAACUGACUAGCAGCCCCAGAGCCCUCACCCUGCGGAUCCCAGCCUAAAAGACACCAGAGACCUCAGCUAUGGAGCCCUUCGGACCCACUUCUCACAGACUCUGGCACUGGCCAGGCCUCGAACCUGGGACCCCUCCUCUGAUGAACCCUACAGUGGCUGAGGCAUCAGCCCCCCGCCCAGGCCCUGUAGGGACAGCAUUUGAAGGACACAUAUUGCAGUUGCUUGGUUGAAAGUGCCUGUGCUGGAACUGGCCUGUACUCACUCGUGGGAGCUGGCCCCUAUUUAUUAUUUCUAAGUUAUUUAUUUA
Molecule: messenger RNA, 4357 nt
Organism: Gorilla gorilla gorilla (western lowland gorilla)
Lineage: Eukaryota; Metazoa; Chordata; Mammalia; Primates; Hominidae
Gene: ARTN
Product: artemin
Exons: 3
Coding region: 3168-3881 (237 amino acids)
Molecular function (GO): receptor tyrosine kinase binding; growth factor activity; glial cell-derived neurotrophic factor receptor binding
Source: RefSeq, a predicted model, not a curated record